CCCACUCGGUCUUAAAAUGUGACAAAUGUUUUGUUUUGGAUCAGGCAAAAGUUUGGACGUCCCAGCGUAGGUGUCAACUGUGUUAGGACCCCGGCCAGCGUUCUACUGGAGUGUAGCAUGACUAGCUAACAGCUAACAGCUAAAAAGAUGUCGCCUUGUGUGUGAACAAUUAGUCGAGUGUAAUAAGUGGCGAGUAGGACGGUGAAAAUGGCAGAAGUUAAAGUCAAGACGGAGACCAACGUUUGCGAGCCCGCCGAAGUUGAAAACCGGAUCAAGGCGCUGUGUCAGCAGUUUCCUCACGGCAUCACGGACGAGGUGAUCCAGAACGACAUGCCCCACUUGGAACCUCGUCAGAGAGCCACGGCCAUAAACAAACUGCUCUCGUUGGGUCUGCUAGAUCUUCUGAGGAACAGCAGCGGUCUCCUCUACAGACUGAAGGACGCGCAGAGCGCCAGCAAGAUGAAAGGCUCCGACAACCAGGAGAAGCUCGUCUACCAGAUCAUUGAAGACGCUGCCAACAAAGGCAUCUGGAGUCGAGACAUCCGCUUCAAGAGCAACCUUCCUCUGACGGAGAUCAACAAAAUCCUCAAGAACCUGGAGAGCAAAAAACUCAUCAAAGCUGUCAAGUCUGUGGCAGCGUCCAAGAAGAAGGUGUACAUGUUGUACAACGUGCAGCCUGACCGCUCCGUGACCGGCGGCGCCUGGUACAGCGACCAGGACUUUGAGUCGGAGUUUGUGGAGGUUUUGAACCAGCAGUGCUUCAAGUUCCUGCACGGCAAGGCAGAGUCUGCACAGGACAACAAGCAAAGUCCGAUGGUCCAGAGGAACAGUUCCUUCGCCGCCUCCCAUGAAGUCUGGAAGUACAUCUGCGAGCUCGGCAUCAGCAAGGUGGACCUGUCUAUGGACGACAUUGAGACUAUCCUGGACACGCUGGUGUACGACGGCAAGGUGGAGAUGAACGUGAUGGCGGCCAAGGAGGGCACGCUGGGCAGCGUGGACGGACGCAUCAAACUGUACCGCGCCAUCAACGCUGUCGUCGCGCCCGCUGGCCUGGUCAAGACUCCCUGUGGACUAUGCCCGAUCUACACAUUUCCCGACGACGCCUUCCCGUUUGUGUUCCGCGGCCGGCCCCGCCCGGUCCGACGUGAAAGGUUGAGCCAGCAUGACGGCGGCGGCGCGCGUGGACCUGCAGUACGGCGGCAAACGGCGGGACGACGACUGGGACAACGACAGCAGCUCAGCGCGACUCUUUGAGCGCUCGCAGACGAACGAGAAACCGUGCAGAAGAAGACGUUCGCCAAGUGGGUGAACUCUCACCUCUCCCGAGUAUCGUGCAGAAUCUCGGACCUUUACACGGACCUGCGAGACGGAAGAAUGCUCAUCAGACUCC
This is a messenger RNA of Syngnathoides biaculeatus (alligator pipefish), 1390 nucleotides long. RefSeq names its product polymerase (RNA) III (DNA directed) polypeptide F (gene polr3f). Gene Ontology annotation, biological process: transcription by RNA polymerase III. The record is from RefSeq and is a predicted model, not a curated record. Bases 208 to 1254 code for a protein of 348 amino acids. Gene Ontology annotation, cellular component: RNA polymerase III complex. Lineage: Eukaryota; Metazoa; Chordata; Actinopteri; Syngnathiformes; Syngnathidae. The transcript has 10 exons.